Molecule: messenger RNA, 1508 nt
Organism: Solanum pennellii
Lineage: Eukaryota; Viridiplantae; Streptophyta; Magnoliopsida; Solanales; Solanaceae
Product: acylsugar acyltransferase 3-like
Exons: 2
Coding region: 47-1363 (438 amino acids)
Source: RefSeq, a predicted model, not a curated record
UCCAAGUCCAGUUCAAAAUUGUCAUCGCUAUAUAUAGUUAUUUCAUAUGAGCCUAAAAGUAGAAAGACAUACUUAUCACUUAAAAAAAAUGAUAUCAAUUAUCUCAAAGAAGAUUAUCAAACCUUCUUCUCCCACCCCAUCUACUCAAAGAUGGCACAAUCUUUCCCUUAUUGAUCAAGUUGUUGAUAAUUUAUAUAUGCCCUUUGUUUUUUUCUAUUCAAACCAUCAAGUGGCUACAAUCCCAAAACACCAAUUUUCUGAAUUUCUAACAAACUCUUUGUCAAAAACUCUAACAUCUUACUAUCCAUGGGCAGGAAGUCUAAAAGACAAUGCUACUAUUGAGUGUGAUGAUCACGGUGCUGAGUUCUUCGAAGUUGAAAUCAACUCAUCCAUGAACGAAGUUAUUCAUAACCCUGAUUUGACAUUCCCUAAAGGUUUAUCUUGGGGGUAUUUGUCGUCAUCGACAUCUGGUGCCUUAAUUGUUGUACAAUUAAGCCAUUUCGAGUGUGGAGGAAUCGCUCUUAGUCUUUGCAUGUCCCACAAGGUGGGAGACGCGUGCAGCGCUUACUUCUUCUUGAGGGAUUGGGCUAGCUUAACUCGAGAUCCAAAAUUAGCAUUAUCUCCUCCAUACUUUGUUCAGGACUCACUAAUGCCAUCAAUACCAUUUGAUGUUCCUCUGUUUUCCCCUGUUAUUGAGCCAAAAAAAGAAAGAUGCAUUCAAAAGAGGUUCGUUUUCUCUGAAUCCAAGAUAAACGCGCUUAAAGCCUUGGUUGUUGCAGAAUCCUGCGUGCAAAACCCAACGAGGAACGAGGUCGUGAGUGCCCUCCUCUACAAAUGCGCAACUUCUUCUUCUACUACCAAAUCAGGACGAUCUCAGUUAGUCCAAACAUCAAACUUGCGAAGUCAAACACCACUACCACCAACCAGCAUAGGAAAUAUUGCCACUAUAUUUUCCACACCAAUAUACGAGAACUACGAACAUGACCUCAAACUUCCAAAAUUAGUAACUGAUAUAAGAAAGUCCAAACACGACCUAUCCACCAGAAACAAUCUACAAGAAAAUGAAUAUGUUAAAGUGAUGUUGGAGGCAUAUAAAACAGGUAAAUUACCAUUCCAUCAAAGGAAUUGUGAUAUUUAUACUAUUACUAGUAUAUUAGCAUUCGAAUUCGAAAAAAUAGAUUUUGGAUUUGGGAAACCUGCAAGAGCAAGCCAAGAAAGUGGUUCAUUUAGCAACUUGUUUAUCUUAAUGAAUACACCUGAUGAUCAUGAUAGAGGAGUUGAAGCCUUUGUAAAUUUGAAUGAACAACACAUGUCUAUUUUCAAGAAUGACAAGGACCUCCUCCAAUUUGCUACUCCUUUUUAAGGGCGUCAAAUGAACAGAUCAAAAUGAACUGAGUUAAUAACGCGUAGUUUAUUUUGAAAGUUAGGUCAAAGUGUUCUAUUUCUAGAGUUUGUAGCACCUUUUUGAGGUGCAACUUUUUCAUUUUCUUUUUAUUUAUUUAUGCAUU